AUGACUGAGGACAACCACUCCUUGACGACUGAGUGUAUCCUCAUGGGAUUUACAGACCACCCAGAGCUGAAGACCCUUCUGUUUGUGGUGUUUCUGGCCGUCUAUCUGAUCACCAUGGUGGGUAAUCUCGGUUUGGUGGUGUUGAUUCACAUGGAACGCCGCCUUCACUCACCAAUGUACAUCUUUCUGGGCAACCUGGCUCUGAUGGAUUCCUGCUGUUCCUGUGCCAUCACCCCCAAGAUGUUAGAGAACUUCUUUUCUGUAGAUAAAAUUAUUUCUCUUUAUGAAUGUAUGGCACAAUGUUAUUUUCUGUGUCUUGCUGAAACUGCAGACUGCUUUCUUCUGGCGGCAAUGGCUUAUGAUCGCUAUGUGGCCAUAUGCAGCCCCCUGCAGUACCACACCAUGAUGUCCAAGAAACUCUGCAUGCAGAUGACCACAGGGGCCUACAUAGCUGGGAAUGUGCAUUCCAUAAUUCAACUAGGGUUUCUCUUUAGGUUAAUUUUCUUUUGCAUAUGGUUUCUACUGGAGAAUGUUCGACGUUAA
Molecule: messenger RNA, 543 nt
Organism: Cynocephalus volans (Philippine flying lemur)
Lineage: Eukaryota; Metazoa; Chordata; Mammalia; Dermoptera; Cynocephalidae
Product: olfactory receptor 5K4-like
Exons: 2
Coding region: 1-543 (180 amino acids)
Biological process (GO): G protein-coupled receptor signaling pathway
Cellular component (GO): membrane
Molecular function (GO): G protein-coupled receptor activity; odorant binding; olfactory receptor activity
Source: RefSeq, a predicted model, not a curated record